This is a messenger RNA of Salvelinus sp. IW2-2015, 4787 nucleotides long. Its product is annotated as zinc finger and BTB domain-containing protein 38-like. Gene Ontology annotation, biological process: regulation of transcription by RNA polymerase II. Gene Ontology annotation, cellular component: nucleus. The record is from RefSeq and is a predicted model, not a curated record. Gene Ontology annotation, molecular function: protein binding; DNA-binding transcription factor activity, RNA polymerase II-specific. NCBI's taxonomy places the organism in Eukaryota, Metazoa, Chordata, Actinopteri, Salmoniformes, Salmonidae.
CACACACUCCACAGAGGGACUGCUCACUUCCAUAGCGACAGCGAACGGGCAUGUAGGACCAUCCGGAUGGAAAAAUGUUGGUCGGCUACUGAGCAAAUAGAAGACUCUCCAAGCAAUUAUUCAAGAGUGAAAGAAGAAUUCGUCACAGAAAAUGGCAACAAUGAAUCAGCAGAUGACGGUGGCGUCUCCCUGCACCCAGGGCCUGGUGGACAGCUCUCAUCCCCAGGCGCUCCUCAGCAGGCUCAACGAGCAGCGCUCCCAGGGCCUCUUCUGUGAUGUCACCAUCGUGGUGGAGGAUGUAAAGUUCCGGGCCCACCGGAACAUUCUGGCUGCCUGCAGCGGAUACUUCCGCAGCGCCUUCACCUCCCCUGAGGUGUGGACUUCCAGCCAGGUGCUGGAGCUCAUGGACCUGAGGUCUGAGGUGUUCGCCAGCAUCCUCAACCUCAUCUAUUGUUCCAAGGUGACAUCAUCACCUAGCACAGAGGACACUAGAUGCCUGAUGGCAGCUGGAAAAAGACUGGGGAUUCCCUUCUUAGAGAAACUGGUGGAACAAGACAGGCAGGGCUCAGGUGGGCCAAAGAUCCAGACCUCAACCAACCCUGUUAAGACCACAGGCCGUAGUAAGGCCCGUGGGCCCCGUAAAGCGAAGAAGGAGACCUCCAGGCCAGAUCAGCUGGACAGUGCAAGAGGCCCGCGGAUCACCAAUGCUUUCUCUAUCACUGAGGUGGGUCCCGGGAACAACCUCUUCACCCCACUAGACCUGCACAGUGGGGAGAGGCAGUCACCUGACCUUGGACAGACCCCAGCGGGCUGCCCUGUCCCCUUCCCCCUUGCGGUGGACAAUGAGCCCAUGCAGGCACUGUCAGAGCACUCCUACGCAGUCAUCAGCCAGGGACCCAAUGCCCCUGAGCACAGGGCUGGCAACCAGGAGGACAACAAGAAGCACACCAAACCCACACAGUCCCAAUCAAGGCAACUAGCCAACAGGAAUAGUGGCCCACUCAAAAAGCGCCACAGACUACGAGCCGCCUUGAAUAAAAGCACACCUCCAACACUGGCUGUAGCACUUGAACCUGUGCAUCCUACUGGAAGCAGCCCGUUAUUAAUUAAGCCCACUGUACAACCUGUGGGAACGUCACCCCCGUCAUUAUACCCGCAGACAGAUGUGCAUACAAGCAGGGCCAAUGAGCUGUCUCUAGCCAUGGAUAAUGGCUACAGGGAGCUGGACCCACCUCCACUUUCACCCCACACGGAAGAUAGCAUAUCAAUCUAUGGCUGUGAGCACUGUCCAGAGAUAUUCACCAACAAAGCACUUCUCACCGUACACACAGAAAUGCACAAAAAAAGGUUUGUCAGUCAUUUGUUUUGCAAGUUUUGUCGCAGGAAGUUCAUGCAUUUGAAGCGGUUGCGGAACCACGAGACGGUGUGCCCGAAAGCACAGAGGGGCUCGCCUGAACACGAGCCCCAAGGCAAAGAGGACGGGGCAGACCAUUAUUCAGACAGCAUGCCAAGCARGYACAAUACAGRAACUYAUGUCCAGUUAUCUCCUCCUGAACUCCCUGACCCUUUCCUUCCAACCAGCCUCCAAAUGAACCCCACGUCAAAAACACUGCAGGCUGUAGAUAGGUUAGUGAAACCUAGUGGAGGCCAGAGGGUCUAUAACUGCAGUGUGUGUAAACGGGCAUAUGUGACCGUCUCCAGUCUGAAGCGCCACGAGAAUGUGCACUCCUGGCAGAGGGCGUACCCCUGUCACUACUGCAAUAAAGUGUUUGCCCUAGCCGAGUAUCGCACCAAACACGAGAUCUGGCACACAGGUGAGCGUCGCUACCAGUGCAUCUUCUGCUUAGAGACCUUCAUGACCUACUACAUCCUAAAAAACCACCAGAAGGCCUUCCACGGAAUCCAUCCCAGAUUGUCUGUGAGUAAGAAGUCAGCAAAUGGUGGAUUUAAGGGCAGCGUUUACCCCAUCAAACUCUACAGGCUUCUGCCUAUGAAGUUUAGAAAGAGACGGUAUAAGACUUACAGUCAGACCUAUUCAGAGGAGCUGGAGGUCAGCGAGCAGGCCCCGUUGGGCUGCAGCUCUCCCAUCCUUCCAUUUGAAGAUGUUGGCGCUAUGGGUAAGCAAGAUGCUGCUUUAUUCUCAAUGCCUGUGACAUUCAUGGCCACUCCAAAAGUGGUAGCAUCAGUAAUGCCACGCAUCAGUUUUGAUCAGCCCUGUGACCAAGAUGCAGGCACAGGAAAACAGGCCUCUCACUCCAAACGUAAUGGGCCUCCAUAUAGCUAUACCACCCCCUUGGCCAUAAUGCAGGCAGGUGGGGAGUCCCCUGCACUGGACUAUGGAGAUGGUGCUGCAUUCCAAGGUUUUAAGAACCCGGAGGGCAACAGUCARAAUCUACCYWUCCUAAAAAURAACCCACKCAGCUCUCUYAACAGGCUAUGUGAGCUCUCAGCUGCAGCKCAYAGAAUUGAAGCCAUGACCAGUCAGCUUUUUAUGCCAGAGGCUGAGAGCCUGGCGCCUAGCAAGACUGCAAGGGGGGAAACUGAAACGUACAUCGCCACGCCUGCGUGUCCAGGUCCCUCCGUGGAUGGUCACGUUCUGCCACUCUGCCAGAUCACAGUGAAAAUUGGCAACGAGGCCAUCAUUCGCCGGAGGAUCAAGGGCUCCAAGCUGUUCCCCAGGAAGAGGAAAAGAAGCAGCGGGAGCCAGGUAGAGGAGAGGUGUCGGGACCAGGGCCGACCUGCAGAGGGCAGCAUGGAGAGCUCCAGCCUCCGCUUCAGGACAGAGGUAACUUCUGUCAUAGAGCCAGAGCCAUGCGAUGACCACACUGACCGUGAAACAGCUGACAAGCUCUGGCGUCCCUAUUACUCUUACAAACCCAAGAAGAAGAGUAAGAAACUGAGAUCCAAACACAGAAAAGAGAGACGUCAUCUACGCUAUUCCAUGACAUCCUCAAUAGUGCCCAGGGCCAGAAAAGACUACCUGGAUAAAGGAUGCAGAAGCGCUGAAGAGAGCAUCUCCAGCGAGGGCACAGAGCUGAAACAACGUCUCAGAAACACCAGCCCAAAGACGACGUACACCUGUGACAUCUGUGCAAGCACCUUCAUAACGGCAUCGGGUCUGAGAGCACAUAUCAUUGGCUGCCACCCAACUUUCUGUCGGACCUGCGCAAAGCAGUGUCCCCCCAGGGAAACCUCCAGUGCCAGCUGCGAGACCGCUGAGGACAGCAGGGAUUACAUAUGCAAGAGCUGUUUGGAAAAUGGCUCCUGCUUUGACAAUUGUGCCCGCAGCCCCAGCACAGAGAAGCGGUAUCACUGCUCUUUCUGCCCCCAGCGCUUCCUCUACCUCGCAACCAAGAAGAGCCAUGAGAAAAAACACAAGGAGACAGCAGGAAAGGGGUACAGCAACGACGACUACCCCACAGUCCCAAAACGGCCAGCAACUUUGGACUUAGGCCUAAAUCUGAAAAAGCUUGUCAUCAAAACAGAGGAAGGGGAGGAUCAAUAUAGCAUCGACAAGGAGAGCAAAGCACCAGCGGGAUCACUAGGCAGCUUUUCAACAGAGAAGAUAGAGCCUAAGCARGAGGAAUGGGACACCUUUUCUCUUUCCCCUUCAGAGAUGCAGUAUGGAAAGCUUUCCCCUUCAGAAAAGCAGUAUAGAAAGUCUAAAAAGCGCUUUGAACACAAACGGCAACAUCAGAAAAGCCUCACUUCCAAAAGGCAGAAGCAAGUAGACUUUAUGGGUAGAGAGACACCCAGUCAUAAYGCCCCUCUGACCACACCAGGAGAAGACAGUCAUUUUAGCUAUGGGCAGUCUUCUUCUACACGUCUGAAAAGAGAUUCAGUCACCAGGGGAACCACUCGCCCAAGUCAGAGAAGUGUACAUACAGUGUAAAGAGGAGUCCUCUUUACAAAGAUAAUACUUAUCAUUCAGGAGGGAAAUACUUUUAAGUGACUAUAUGCCUAUGCAGUAAGUUGCAGACCAACAGUAAAAUACAUAUGUCAAUAUGCUGUGCUUGAUAUAGGUUAGUUUGCCCGAAAUAAUGGACCCAAACUAAAUCAAGCGCACCUCAAGUACUUUGAAAACAUAAUUGGAUUAUUAUGUUUUUGACCCAGGUCUGGAAAACAGAUAUAAUAAGUUGCCAAUGAACAGCAGAUAUUGAAUAUGAGGACCUAACUGACAUCUAUGUAAAUUGCAUUUUCUUCAUUCUUAUAACACAAAUCUUCUUUUUUUUAAAGGGGAUUUAUUUUUGUACUUUUUCUUUGCUUUUUGAGACUAUUUCAUAAUGAUUGUGCUGUCCAUAUUCUAUACAUAUGCUAACUGUACAUAGUUAUUUGCACUUUAUAAUAAUUAGAAUUUGACUGUAUAGGCUACCAUUCAUAUAAAUAGUCUGUCCACCACUUUGGUAGUGUCAUUACCACUGACAGCACCACGUGCACCAUCGAAAUGAAUGACAAUCCCCAUGUGUGUCUUUUAAAAUAAUAUACAUGACGUGUUACAAAGUUGACAAACUGACAAGUUGACAAAAUGCAGUUUGUGUGUCAGAGGGAAUAACUAAUUAAUGAACUAGUAGAUCAUGACAAGAGGAGAGCCUGUUUUGAUAUUCACGUGUCUUGGMUUAUUUAGAUAAAUAAACAAUCAACCUGUCUGGAAUUGCCAAGAAGAGCUGUUAUGCUACAUUCUGGAAUUCAGAGGACUAAUUAUUGCAUGGCACACACACACCCUCCUGUUGUUGGAUGAAAUAAGUACACAGGAUAUGGAGCCAGAUAGCUGCCAAAAGGUUGAACGU